This is a messenger RNA of Trachemys scripta elegans, 5993 nucleotides long. It is a transcript of the gene DIXDC1, whose product is annotated as DIX domain containing 1. The coding region runs from base 185 to 2254 and encodes 689 amino acids. Gene Ontology annotation, cellular component: cytosol. Gene Ontology annotation, biological process: canonical Wnt signaling pathway. The record is from RefSeq and is a predicted model, not a curated record. The transcript is spliced from 20 exons. Gene Ontology annotation, molecular function: protein binding. NCBI's taxonomy places the organism in Eukaryota, Metazoa, Chordata, Testudines, Emydidae.
UACGAGUCUUGACUUUGGCUCAAGUAUCCUGUUUGCAGUAACGGGCUGCACAUAUGAGACUAUGAAUAAGGUCCCCGAUGAGCUCCAACUCUUUGUCUUUGAAAGGAGGAGGAGGAGGAGAAGGAGAUCGCGCCCUGAGUUGGAGGAUCUGCUCUGUGUGCUCUGAGAACGUGGCUCGUGAAGAAUGCUUGCCUGUUUGGCCAGGGGGAAUUUACUGGAUAUUCUGCAAGAGGGCUUCUCAGAGCAGCAACUACAGGCGUACGUGGCCUGGGUGAAUUCCCAGCUGAAGAAGAAGCCAGCAAUAAAGCCAGUGCAAGACCUAAGGCAGGAUCUCCGAGAUGGGGUCAUCCUGGCCACUCUCAUUGAACUUGUAGCCGGUGAGAAGCUAAAUGGCAUUCAGGUCAGUCCCACCAGCCAGCAGGAAAUGAGAGAAAAUGUAGAGAAAGUCCUGCAGUUCGUGGCAUCGAAAAAGAUUCGUAUGCACCAAACUUCAGCGAAAGAUAUCGUUGAUGGGAACCUGAAAUCCAUCAUGAGGCUGAUCCUUGCCUUAGCUGCUCAUUUUAAACCUGGCUCGGGUAGAGCAGCCAUUCAGAGCGCAGCCAGCGUGGUGGGGAAGAGCCUUUCAGCAUCGUCAGCCAGUCACAGGCCUCAUUCAGCGGCCGCAGUGGCCCAGGGUGCCGUGGCUGCUUUGGCAGAUGUUCGUCAGGAUGUCUCACGCUCAGGACGUGAUGUUUUCCGGCACAGACAGAGAAACAGCAGUGUCGAUGAAGAAAUUGAGAAUCCCUACUGGAGUGUCCGAGCACUGGUGCAGCAGUACGAGGGACAGCAGAGCGUGCCCUCGGAGUCUUGCUCCUCCAGUCUCACAUCACCCAGUCCCAUACACAGCACAAAGAGCGAGUCCAUUGCAACCCAGUCGGAGGAGAAGGCAGACUUUGUGAUCAUCCGAGCUGAAGAAACAGAAACCAAAACAGAAGAGACAGACUCUCCAUUUCUCCCAGAGUGGCAGGCUGGAAGCCCUGGGACAUACCUAGAGGCCUCCUGGGAGGAGCAGCUGCUGGAACAACAAGACCAUUUAGAAAAGGAAAUGGAGGAAGCAAAGAAGAUGAUUUCAGGCCUGCAGGCAUUGCUGCUCAAUGGGUCAUUACCUGAGGACGAGCAGGAGGGAUCGUUUGUCCUUUGUGAACAUGGAGCUUGUCCAGAAGAGCAGCUGGUCAUAAUCCGAAGUCGUCUGGACCAGAGCAUGGACGAAAAUCAGGACCUAAAGAAGGAGCUACUGAAAUACAAACAAGAAGCGCGAAACCUACAAGGAAUAAAGGAUGCAUUGCAGCAGAGGUUGGCUCAGCAGGACGCUUCAGUUCUUCAGCUAAAGCAGGAGCUGCUGAGAGCAAAUAUGGACAAGGAGGAAUUGCACAACCAGAAUGUUGAUCUGCAGAGGAAGGUUGAAGAGAGAAACAGACUCCUGGGAGAAUACAAAAAGGAGCUGGGCCAGAAGGAUCGGCACUUACAGCAGCACCAGGCCAAGCUAGACGAAGUGCUCCGUCAGCUCUCCGAGGCCAGCUACCAGCAGGCAGAUUUGGAGCGGGAGCUGGAGCACAAGGAGGCCCUGCUGGCUCAGUGCAUGAAGAGAGAGACAGAAGAGGUGAUGAGCUACAGCAAUCACAGCACUCAGAGCAACGGCUUCCUCCAGACAGCAGGAAAAGGAGCUGCUCCCACAGCCCACAGAGUGACGAAUGACCUGCAGUUGGUGCGUGAUGCCCUCCGCAGCUUGCGGAACAGUUUCAGCGGCCACGACCCGCAGCACCACACCAUCGACAGCCUGGAACAAGGCAUCUCCAGCCUGAUGGAGAGAUUGCACCGCAUGGAGACGCAGAAGAGGCAAGAGAGAAGGGUUCAAGGGAAGUUGCCCGCAAGCCGAGCAGCGAACGAGUAUCGAGACUCCUGGCCUCCCAACUCCAAAUUGCCUCAUUCUCACAGCACACCCACUAUGAGCAGCAGUGCCUGCACCAAAGUGCUCUACUUCACUGAUCGCUCACUCACACCUUUCAUGGUCAAUAUACCAAAGAGGUUAGGUGAGGUGACUCUGAAGGACUUCAAGGCAGCUAUCGAUCGGGAAGGAACCCACCGGUACCAUUUCAAAGCCCUAGAUCCAGAAUUUGGCACAGUCAAGGAGGAGGUGUUCCAUGAUGAUGACAUCAUUCCUGGUUGGGAGGGGAAAAUCGUAGCCUGGGUGGAAGAGGAUCAUGGGGAAAAUUAAUCAGACUCUUGGGUCUUGUUAUUGUGGGAACCUGUAACGCUGCAAUGCUCAGAGAUGAUGACCAAAAAGAGUGUGAGCUGGGACAUGUCCAAUUCAAGCUGCCAAAAGAGAGGACUUCUCUGCAACCAACGGGUAAAACACUUUUUUGUGUGCGAGGAUGCCUGGCAUUUAACUUUCCCUGGCCAAAUGCAGACAAUGUUGUGAGACUGAAAUUACAGGUUGGUGGGAAAGAAUCAUCUUGCUUUGUCCUGUCAACAAAACCCUGGAGGCCUUAUUGAUGUGUUUCUCCAUUCUCCUGGUUCCCCCACCCCCUGAAAUGCCUGCUGCUGUUUGUAAACUGCACAUUUCAACUCUGAUUUGACACAUUCAGUAUUAUAUGAACCUGCAGUGAUCCCUGAAACAAUAAGUUCUGCCCUCAUGGACCAGAAGAUGCUGCUAGAUUCUAGUUUUUACCAGAAGAUCUGACCAACCAAAAUCCACACCCAGAGAAUUUGUGCUGAAGAGGCAGAGCUCCCUCCAGUGAACUUUGCAAGCUCUUGAUACCAAGAGCACCAGGAACCUGACAGUGAAAGAAGCUUGUGGACUGUGCUAAGCACUACCAAAGCAAAGACCACCAGGUUGGCAACGUUGUCUUUCUUCCCAAAUGCAGGCUUCCAUUUCCUAGACUUGCUUCUGCUGUUUGCUCUCCAACUUGCAAUCAGGUCUGAGCUCUGUUGCCCUGGGAAGUUGGAACUCUUUGGUAACCAGGUGCUUACUUAACUGCCAAUGGAUUUUUAUUUUGGGGAAGGGAGCAGGAAACUUCCUAGCUUCCCCGCAGGUGAUAAGGUACUUUUGCUUCUCCUUUUGCCAGCCCUUUCUCUACAGCCAUUACCAUCCCUGCCCUUUCCAUACAUCCAGCAAGGCCAACAGAAAAUCUAAUCUACUCUCCCAGGAAACAAGCAGGAAUGUUUCUUCAGGGAUGAAGUGACAGAGUCUGUUCUAUUGGUGCAUCUGUAUUCCUUCUUCCAACUUUCUCUGUGCAGGCAUCACCAUGUACUUGAUGUUCACUGACUGACAAGGCCAUUAAGCAAAUAACCAAACCGGUAGGAUAGAUAUUGUGAGCAGCAGUACCCCAAUUCCCAGCAUGCUUUCGUCACUGGCACCUAAUGGAGUAGAAAAUGGUCAGUUGGGAGAACAUGUGCUAUGAGAUCCAUUAGGAUGUGUCUGCACUGCAAUAAAACAUCCAUGGCUGGCCCAUGUCAGCUGACUUGAGCUCAUGAGGCUAUAAAUUUGCAGGAUAGAUGUUCAAGUUGGGCUGGGGCUUUGGGACCCUGCAUACGGGAAGGUCCCAGAAUCCAGGCACCAGCCCGAGCCCAAACGUCUACACUGCAAUUUUAUAGCCCUGCAGCCCGAGCUCAAGUCAGCUGAUACAAGCCAACGAUGGUUUUCUUUCUUGCAGUGUAGACAUACACUUAGGGACCCAGGUUUUCUCACUGCAGUGCCAGGCCCUGCUGUUACUGUCAGGCAGCCAGACUUCUGCAAAGAUGGCCGCAGUUUGCAGCAGACAGGCACUGUUGACUGAAAAGGUCAAACAGUGAGUCAAGCCUCGGUCUGUUCAUCUUUGGUACACGUGCCCCAUCAGUGGACUGCCUGCUUGUCUGAGUUGUGCGGGUGAGGCUGGGAGAACUUGGUUUUAUUAUUUUAUAUUAACGUGACCUUUUAUAAACUUGUUCCUGUUUUUUGGAAUUAUUUUGUACCAGUUUACAUCAUUGUCUGAGGUGUAUAUUUUUAUACCAGUGCAAGUGCUUUCUGUAUAUUUCCACAAUACUGUGCUGUAGUUUACUCAUUUUCUAGAGAAUGUCAAUAUGUUUUAUACAGUCUCCUGUUAACACCAUGCAAAGUGGGGUGUCCAUGACUAGCUUUAUUUUACUACAAAGUACAACUAGUUCCUACUGUUUUUAUAUUUUGCCAGCUGUUUCUUGUAUAGACAGGAAUUACGUGUAGUUUGUCUUGUCACUCCCUCUGUUGCAGGAGGAGCUCAAAUACUUUUCUGACCCCAUUCCUGCACUGGUAGAACACGUGUUGGCUGUUAGGCCAGUAUUGAUCAGUUCCAUUUCAUCGGCGGAUUUAUACGCACUCUUUCUCUUCACAAACAGCCGUCGAAACAUCAGCAUUUGGGAAAGUUCUUCAAUGGGAGAAAAGCAGUAUCAGUCCUGAAAAGAAACAGACAUUCUCUUCCUCCCUGGAAAUCACUGGUUUCUCUGUUGCAUGUGUUUUAGUGCGUUGCUAUAAGAUAGCAUGGGGUUAUCAUACUAAAAUGCAUUGUUGUAUUUCAGUUGCAAUUUAUCUUGAAUGUCUUUUAAUUCAAGUUUUACUAGUCUGCUUAAUUUCAGUCAGAGUUAUGCGCUUUAGGUAGGACUUGCCCAUUUUAUGGAAACAAUUAAAACAGUAAUUUUUCAAAGGCCUCCAUGUAUCCAUGCUGUAUCCCUCUCUGCUUUUAAGAGAUGAGCAGUGUUUAAGAGUUGUCUUUGGUGACUCAAUGGCUGAGGUAAUUGCUAAUGUGAUAGAACUUCUCACCUGUAGGUCAUAGGUUUCAGUCCAGUCUCACUCAGUAAUGACCCUGGUCACCACCCCAGCAAUGGCUGGUUGAUGGCCUAGGUGGAAUGAGUUGGGAAUCUGUCCUGUUCCUAGUGGUUCCACAUCCCCAUAACCACUGUCACCAUUGAAACGCCUGUUGGCAGUCUCAGCAGAGGGGCCAAGGACUGAAUCAGCCCUGGAGCCACUUACUGUCUUGUGUUCCCUUCAGGGCCGGAGCGAAGUACAUUUGGAGGAGGCACAGAGAAGGAAACUUGCAUUGCCACUGCCCAUGCGUAUUCUGGGGAUAAAGAUUUCAUUCUGUAGCACUAUCAGCCAAGCACCCUUCAUCAGUGCUAAAACCACAUACAAACUAGAACAGAAACCUUGUUCUCUCUGUGAUAAUUACUGUACUGAGCUCAAACCCUUGAAAAGUAUUGGCAGCACUCUGCCCUCGGAUACUCCCACAGAAAUCAUUGGGACUUGUGUGAGAGAGCCUGAGGACAGAACUAUUAGUACUUCUAACAUUAAAAUUGAAGGCCAUGGCCAUGCCUUGUUCUCCUCCUGGGAUUGCUCCCCUAGGCUCUAACACAUGCACAACUCAGGUUCAGCUUUGUUCCUGCAAUGACAUGGCAGUUUUCUCUUGACUUCCUAUCAUUGUAUGAAUGAGCAGAAAGGAGUAUGGGUUAGGUCAGGGAAAGUUAUUCACAAAAUAAAGGGGGACAAGACAAUCCUGGAAAAGAGUAGGUACACAUGGGGCCAGAUUCUCCUUUCACUUAUACCAGUUUUACUCUAGUCUAACACCAUUGGCUUAAAUGGAUUUACUCCUGAUUUAGAGCAGGUGAUAUGGGAUCAGAAUCCGGCCUUGGACUUGGUUUAAAUGUUUUCCUUUGAUUCUAUAAAUGUUUAUUUCUGCCCUACUUUCUUCAAAGUUACUUUCUGGUUUCCUUAUAAUUGUAACUUGAUUAUUUAACACACAUGCUAUAUGUAAAGUUAUAUUUUCCUAGAAACUCUAAAGUUUGCAUUCAUCACUUUUUAAAAGGACAGUUACUCUCAAUCUCCAGGUCCUCCAACAGAGUGAGAAGUGAGGUUUAUCUGUACAUCUAAGAGCUGUAUAUAUCUGACUGGAUGUACUUUGGAUUUGUGGACCAAGAAAAAAUCAUCUCAAUAAACUGUAGUUUGCAAA